AUGGCUUCCUUUGUCGUGCACACCCAAUCAACUCUCCCCACCCCAAUUAUUCCCCCCUCCGCCGCCAACCGUCGCGUCUUCAGUCGUUCCCUCCCCUCGCUCCGCACCCAAUUCCGCCGCCCCCUCCAAACACCCAAACUCCUACACUUUUCCCCAAUUCAAUUAAAACCCUCGAAUUCAAUAGUUGCAUCCUCCCUCUCAACACCCCCGAUAAAACCCGCAAUUGAGCAGCCCGUUAGCGCGAAGCCGCCGCAUGACUUGCUAUCGGGCUCGACGAGGACCGUCACGACCCUCGUCGCCGUCGCCCUGACCGCAUCCAAGUUCCUCGCCCGGGGUCUCUUCACCCUGGCCGUGCAGCUGAAGGAGCCGCUACUCUCCUCCGCCAGACCGGCCUUCUUCGCGGCGGCGCAGGGGAGCCCUAGCACGCCGUUCACGGUGGUGGCUGUAGGGAUGUCCAAGUGGCUGGACCUGUAUGGCGGGAUUUUGCUGGUUAGGGUUUUGCUGAGCUGGUUCCCGAACAUUCCCUGGGAGCAGCAGCCUCUGACCGCCCUUAGGGAUUUGUGCGAUCCCUAUUUGAGCCUGUUUAGGAACAUAAUUCCUCCUGUUAUGAAUACCUUGGAUAUUAGCCCGCUCUUUGCUUUUACAGUCUUGGGAAUAUUGUCUGCCAUUUUGAAACUUGACGGGCCACCAUCUGAUCUCUAG
This is a messenger RNA of Striga asiatica, 702 nucleotides long. The record is from the annotation of a GenBank genome assembly. Lineage: Eukaryota; Viridiplantae; Streptophyta; Magnoliopsida; Lamiales; Orobanchaceae.